GGUGGAGGAGGAGGAAGAGAAGAGGGUCUUAGCUUCACCCCCUCUAAUGCUCCACUUGACAUCAUGCUGCUCUGUGUGGAUUUGGUCCUCAGGGGAAAAUCCUUAAAAUGAUGGAAGACAACAAACAGCUGGCACAGAGGAUUGAUGGGGCCAUCCAGUCCGCCAGUCAGGAAGUGACCAACCUCCGGUCCGAGCUCUCUGCCACCAGCCGCAGACUGGCAGAGCUGGGUGCCAGCAGCCCCCCUGCCGUGGAGAACCACCACCAGCACAACCACCACGAUGACAGCCUCAACUACCGGGAUCCGUCGGUGCAUCACAGACAGAAGACAGUGGUGACAGACAUGUGCUACCCGACAGAGAUAUCCAGCCUGAUGGACUUUGGCACUCCAGACUGCUCGCUAGGCAAAGUGUUGUUGCGUGAGGAGGUGGCCCAGCUUCAAGAGGAGGUCCACCUGCUCAGGCAAAUGAAGGACAUGUUGAGUAAGGACCUGGAGGAGACCCAGGGAGGCUGCUCCGCCAAUCUGCUCUCAGCCACGGAGCUCCGUGUGCAGCUGGGGGACAAGGAGCAGGAGCUGGACCGUGCCAAGGAGGCCUUACAAGCCAUGAAAGCCGACCGUAAGCGUCUAAAAGUGGAGAAGGCAGACUUGGUGAGUCAGAUGCAGCAGCUGUACACAACACUGGAGAGCAGAGAGGAACAGCUGCGAGAGUUCAUACGUAACUACGACCAACACCGAAAGGAGAGUGAGGACGCAGUGAAAGCCCUGGCAAAGGAGAAGGACAUGCUAGAGAGGGAGAAGUGGGACCUGAGGAGGCAGACCAAAGAAGCCACUGAGCAGGCCAACGUCCUGCGAUCUCAGAUGGACAUGAAGGAGAACAGGGUCAAAGAACUGGAGGCCGAGCUCACCAUGGCGAAGCAGUCUCUGGCCACGCUGACAAAAGACGUACCGAAGCGCCACUCACUGGCCAUGCCCACAGAGCCCGUGGUGAACGGCAGUCAGGAGUGGGUGAUGCAGGCCGACCUGCCGCUCACCGCCGCCAUCCGUCAGAGCCAGCAGACCCUCUACCACGGACACACCGCCGACAGACAGGCUGUGGUCAGGAUCAGCCCCUGCCACUCUCGCCAGCCCUCCGUCAUCUCCGACGCCUCGGCGGCCGACGGGGACCGCUCGUCCACGCCCAGCGACAUCAACUCGCCACGUCACCGGACCCACUCCCUCUGCAAUUCCAUGGAGGACCUGGAGGACCAGAAGCGUAAGAAGAAGAAGGAGAAGAUGACUCUGGGAUCCCUGUCGCGGGUGUUCGCUCGGGGCAAGCAGCGCAAGUCACUGGACCCCGGCCUGUUUGAUGGUACAGCCACCCCUGAUUAUUACAUAGAGGAGGAUGCCGACUGGUGAUGCUGAGAGUGUGAACGUGUGUGUGUGUGUGUGCGUGUCGUGUGUUAAAUUUGGAUAUCCACAUGGCUUUAACUUUGUGUAAAGAGUGUUUUGUGUGUGGGUUUGUCUGGAGGGGGGAAGGGGUUAAAUUUUAAAAGAAAAGCCUAAAAGAGACUGCUAUCCCCAUAAAUGUACAGUAUAUUACCCUUAAAUUGUAUGUUUGUAAAUUAGAUAUAUAUUUAUAGAUGUACAUGUAUGCAUAUGUAUAUAUGUUUACAUGCAUAUAAAUAUAUAUACAUGGGGUUAUUAUUAUGUGUAGACAUGUUUAUGCUGUAUUAUCUUCCAAAUGUCUUAAUGUUUUAUGUUUUUUUUAUAACUGGAGACUUGAAGGACUGCUGUUCAUAUGUAAAUAGAAGUUAUUGUGAAACUAGUGUUUUUACUGUAAAUGUCAUUUGGCUUUUGUUACUUUACAGUUGCUUCUAUCAUGCUUUGCAACAUUGAUUUCAUAGUUUCUUCUUAUUCCCAAUCUUACUUGGCUCGUUUCUUAUUACGAAACAGGAGAUAUACCCUGAGCGGCUCAAAACAUUUUAUAUAUUGGAGUUUAAUUGGCCAAAUUCUGUUCUUCAAAUUGCUUGCUGAUAUGAAAAAUAGUACUUUGUCAUCAUGUUUACUUUAUAAAUGCUGCCUCACACUAUUUUCUGAUAAAACACACCACAAUGUGGGCAGCAGGUAGUUUUUUGUGAAGGCCUCCUCAUCCAUUUUAUGCUAGACAGCAAUAUACCAAGUUACUAUAAUUAACGACUGACCAUCGAGGGUUUAAUAGUCAGUCUUUCUUAAAAAAUGUAAUUGCACAUCAGACCUGAAUGCACAAAGAAAAAAAUGAACGGUGAUGCAUAUUCAGGCACACUUCUCAUCUGCUGUAGAAACCAUGUGCAAGUGCCAAAGGUUAAACACUCAUCUUAAGGAAAUCUGCGUAUCAUUCUGUCACUGUUAGCGCUAGCCUCCUAACAUUGUUUAUGUCUGACUCAUUUCUUACUGAGAGCUGUCUAACAUGUGCCAACAUGUGACGAAGGAAUGCGCAUUAAACACGUGCAUGAUCCCUCUGUGUUGCUUUGAUCAGAUGUCCAUUCAUCGCCAAUCAAAUUAAUAAUCUCCUCAAUCCCGUGUUGCUCCUGUGUUGCCUCUUCCCUUUACCGAGUUAUCUCUCCUUGCAUUUUGAAUGCACGGUCCCUUUUAUUUUGACUUUUUUCGCUGUUUUUGUUUUGCUUUCUGUAGAAUCCCUCCUCAUUUCUUGCAAAUGUGGCUCCAAUAAUUCUAUGUUAAAUGCUUUGUAAUUUAGGAGAUGUUCCAUAAAAGAUAAAAUCUAUUGAAGUAUUUUAUUUAAAAAUAAAAAAGACAAACAAGAGUUAACUUCAAAUAUUUAUCUGCUGCAGCUGUUGCAGCCAGAUGUUGAGGAAGUUUUAGCAUUUUCAAAAUGAAUUAUAAUUGAAAUGAAAUCUUAUUUUAAAAAUAAAACUAGUAACUGAA
Molecule: messenger RNA, 2900 nt
Organism: Chelmon rostratus (copperband butterflyfish)
Lineage: Eukaryota; Metazoa; Chordata; Actinopteri; Chaetodontiformes; Chaetodontidae
Product: kazrin-like
Exons: 8
Coding region: 108-1394 (428 amino acids)
Source: RefSeq, a predicted model, not a curated record